Molecule: messenger RNA, 1624 nt
Organism: Callithrix jacchus (white-tufted-ear marmoset)
Lineage: Eukaryota; Metazoa; Chordata; Mammalia; Primates; Cebidae
Gene: PSPH
Product: phosphoserine phosphatase
Biological process (GO): dephosphorylation; L-serine biosynthetic process
Cellular component (GO): cytoplasm
Molecular function (GO): magnesium ion binding; L-phosphoserine phosphatase activity
Source: RefSeq, a predicted model, not a curated record
CUCUGCAGGGCGAUCGGUGGAGGCCCCGCCGGCCCGCGCAGCUCACCUCCCCGGGAACCGCUCGCGCGGGCCCCCUGCAGCCGGAAGGUUGCAGCCGCCGGAGCCCCGGAGGCCCAGGACGCACGAAUCCACAGGUCUUUCUUGAAGAAAUCUGUAGUCAGAACUUUGCAGUUUUAUCUAGGGAAGGAACAGGAAGAGUGUGGUCUCCUAGAAAUCUAGCACUGGAGAAAUGAGGAAAUUCACCCAAGGAUGGUCUCCCACUCAGAGCUGAGGAAGCUUUUCUGCUCAGCAGAUGCCGUGUGUUUCGAUGUGGACAGCACGGUGAUCAGAGAGGAAGGAAUCGACGAGCUAGCCAAGAUCUGUGGUGUGGAGGACAAGGUGUCGGAAAUGACACGGAGAGCCAUGGGUGGGGCAGUGCCUUUCAAAGAUGCUCUCACGGAGCGCUUAGCCCUAAUCCAGCCCUCCAGGGAGCAGGUGCAGAGACUCAUAGCAGAGCAACCCCCACACCUGACCCCCGGCAUAAGGGAGCUGGUAAGUCGCCUACAGGAGCGAAAUGUCCAGGUUUUCCUCAUAUCUGGCGGCUUUAGGAGUAUUGUAGAGCAUGUUGCUUCAAAGCUCAACAUCCCAGCAACCAACGUGUUUGCCAACAGGCUGAAAUUCUACUUCAACGGUGAAUAUGCGGGUUUUGAUGAGACGCAGCCAACAGCCGAAUCUGGUGGAAAAGGAAAAGUGAUUAAACUUUUAAAGGAAAAGUUUCAUUUUAAGAAAAUCAUCAUGGUUGGUGAUGGAGCCACAGACAUGGAAGCCUGUCCUCCUGCUGAUGCCUUCAUUGGGUUUGGAGGAAAUGUGAUCAGGCAGCACGUCAAGGAGAACGCCGAGUGGUACAUCACUGAUUUCGCGGAGCUGCUGGGAGAGCUGGAGGAAUGACUUCCGCUGGUGUGCAGCUCCGAACAGCUUCAGACGGGUUUCCAAACGCCGUGCACAUUGAUGCUGUUUGCUUACAGCUGCCCACUACGACUUGAUACAGAAGGUUGCUAUGAUGAUCUGUACUUAUUUUUUUUAUUUUUUUUUUUUGAGACAGAGUCUUACUCUGUCGCCAGGCUGGAGUGCAAUGGCCGAUCUCGGCUCACUGCAACCUCCACCUGGGUUCAAGCGAUUCUUCCGCCUCAGUCUCUCGAGUAGCUGGGACCACAGGCAUGCGCCACCACGCCUGGCUAAUUUUUUGUAUUUUUAGUAGAGACGGGGUUUCACCAUGUUGACCAGGAUGGUCUCGAUCUCUUGACCUCGUGAUCCACCCACCUCGGCCUCCCAAAGUGCUGGGAUUACAGGCCUGAGCCACCACGCCGGGCCUAAUCUGUAGUUUCAAGUAAACUACAGUUAGGACUCCUAGAAGGCUGCUGUUUUUUUUUGUAACUGUAGUUCCAGUAUUACAUGAUGAUUAUUACUUUCCUGGAGAGUUUUGUAAUCUGAAUUGUUUGUGUUCCUGGCUAUAUCUCAUACAAAGUGUUUUAAAGGUGGAGAGUCCAUUAAACAUCUUUACUCUGAGAAAUACGGAUUCAGCAGCCUCAGGUGAAUGUCGGUUUUCCCUUUGGUGUAUCAAUAAAAGUUUAUUCACGUGUCAGAA